GUGUAUGCUUCGUGUUUCAUUCAAGCAGUGUCUGUAUUCAACCAAGAAGAACAAGAAGAAGAACAAGAACAGAGAGAGAGAGAGAGAGAGAGAGGCCUAGUUUGAUUCAAGCUUGAAGAGAAGAGAAAAAAAAAAGUUAAGUGGAUAUGUCGAGUGAGUUAGAGUUACCACCUGGGUUCAGAUUUCACCCAACAGAUGAGGAGUUGGUGAAUCAUUAUUUGUGUAGGAAAUGUGCUUCUCUGCCUCUUGCUGUUCCUAUUAUUAGGGAGAUUGAUCUUUACAAGUAUGAUCCAUGGCAGCUUCCAGAAAUGUCUCUUUAUGGCGAAAAGGAGUGGUACUUCUUUUCCCCAAGGGAUAGAAAAUAUCCAAACGGUUCAAGGCCAAACCGGGCGGCAGGAGCCGGAUAUUGGAAGGCAACCGGAGCUGACAAGCCCAUUGGAAAGCCAAAACCAUUGGGUAUUAAGAAAGCACUUGUUUUCUAUGCUGGCAAAGCCCCUAGAGGAAUCAAAACCAACUGGAUCAUGCAUGAAUAUCGUCUUGCAAAUGUGGAUCGAUCUGCUGGCAAAAAGAAUAACUUGAGGCUUGAUGAUUGGGUCUUAUGUCGAAUCUACAACAAGAAAGGCACACUAGAGAAAUAUCAACCAUUGGACCAAAAAAUGGAAAAGUUCGCAGAAAUGGAGGAGGAGGAGCAAAAACCAAAAAUCAUGGUGUCUAGGCAGAACACAACAGUGACACAACCAAUGAUCAGCAAUGACCAAUUACACAUGGACACGUCGGAUUCGGUGCCGGUGUUGCACACGGACACGAGUUGCUCGGAGCAAGUGGUGUCCCCGGAAGUUGCAUGGGAAAAGGAGGUCCAAAGUGAGCCAAAAUGGAAUGACAAUGACAUAGACAAUGCGUUUGAUUAUUUUCAGUACAAUUACAUGGAUGGCUUCGCUGAGGACCCUUUUGCCCCACAAGUUCAGUACCAAAUGGACCAGCUCUCACCUUUGCAGGACAUGUUCAUGUAUCUACAAAAGCCACUUUAAUCGAUUGGUCAAAAAACAAGAAAAAAGAGACACUUCAAAUGGGAACACCUUUGUGGUCCCAAACAAUAUUUUAAUUCAUUGUAGGUCUAUUAUAUAGACCAAAAUAUUACCAAAUACUUCAGCAUGUGUGGGCUCAGGCAAUCUUUGUCUGUGUUUGUGCACAUGUGGGAGACAAUUCUUUUUGGGUUCUUAUGAGGAUUAUAAUUAGUCCUAGAAUUUAGCAAGCAAUUCAUCAAAGUGGAGCUUUGGAUCAAAGUGAAACAGAGAAAAGAAGGCAUGCUAUAUACUGGUGGUGAUAAUUGGCAUCUCAAUUAUUUGAUCUUCUGGUGGACAAUCUGAAGUGUUAUUAUUAGGAAGGUGUAGGUAAUCCAACAACGUCUUGUGUUAGAUUUUCCUUGUGUUAAUAUGUACCCGCGUAGGAAAUUCUUGCAUUUUUCUUAUUGUAGCUGAAUUUUUCCAUAAUCCAUAUGUAAAAUAUAUUACAAUUUAUGAAAAAAUGUCAAGUAUUUUUCA
This is a messenger RNA of Quercus robur (English oak), 1541 nucleotides long. Its product is annotated as NAC domain-containing protein 2-like. The record is from RefSeq and is a predicted model, not a curated record. The transcript has 3 exons. Gene Ontology annotation, molecular function: DNA binding. Lineage: Eukaryota; Viridiplantae; Streptophyta; Magnoliopsida; Fagales; Fagaceae. Gene Ontology annotation, biological process: regulation of DNA-templated transcription. The coding region runs from base 147 to 1028 and encodes 293 amino acids.